UAGUUUGAACAUUUUCUAAAUAUGGGAUAGAAUUCCCUUGCCAUAUAUAGGAUUUCAGUUUUUGAAGGGAAGUUGCGCGGAAGCUUCUCAAUCUCUGGGCCUUCUUCUUCUUCUAUCUCUCUCUCUCUUUAGCUGGCUCGUAUUCUCUCGCACCUCUCCUGUUAUCGUCGUCCUAGAGGCCCGAGAAAUUUCUUGAGAGGAUCUCGGCAGCGAGUUCAGAGCUGUAGGGAUAGAGUUUUCAACUCUUUAGAACUGAGGACGAAGAGAGAAGGCAUACAGUUGCAGCUGCAAGCGAUCCAUCGAGCUUGGGAAGUGGAGUCGAUCGAGGUCCUAUUCGCUGUCGCUUGGAUUGAAUAGAGGUUGGCUUGUGUAGAAGAUUAGAGGGGUCGGUGUCAUCUCUCCUGCGACGGGGUAGAAUGGACAUGGCAUCGCCGAACAGGUACGUCCGGCAUAGAGACGAGGAGAUUGGGAAUGGCGGGGAGGGGCAGAAUAGCGACGAGAUCUGCGUCUCUGAUGAUGCAUUUGACAUUCCGUCCAAGAAUGCACCUAUCGAGCGGCUGCGAAGAUGGAGGCAAGCGGCCCUUGUGCUCAAUGCCUCUCGUCGCUUUAGAUAUACCUUGGAUCUAAAAAAGGAGGAAGAGAAAGAGCAGAUUAGGAGGAAGAUUCGAGCACAUGCUCAAGUCAUACGGGCAGCUUUUCUAUUCAAAGAAGCGGCUGAAAGCAAGGCACCAGGCAUACCUGGUACAGUACCAGCGCUACCUGGUGGUGGUUAUGGGAUUGGGGUUGAGCAGCUCACUGCAAUGACCAGAGAUCAUGAUUUGUCUGCACUGCAACAGUAUGGAGGGGUAAAAGGCUUGUCAAGUCUGUUGAAGACUAAUUUAGAAAAAGGAAUUGUUGGAGAUGAUGAUGCAGAAUUAUUGCGCAGGAGAAAUGCAUUUGGGGCCAAUACAUAUCCUCAAAAGAAAGGAAGAAGCUUCUUUGUAUUCCUUUGGGAAGCUUGUCAAGAUCUAACUCUUAUAAUCCUUAUAAUAGCUUCGGUUAUAUCCUUAGUUUUGGGCAUAAAAACAGAGGGUCUCAAAGAAGGAUGGUACGAUGGUGGAAGCAUUGCCUUUGCUGUUAUACUUGUUAUUCUGGUUACAGCGAUUAGCGAUUAUAAACAAUCUCUUCAAUUCCAAAGCCUCAAUGAAGAGAAACGGAACAUACAUUUGGAGGUCAUUAGAGGUGGCAGAAGGGUUGAAAUUUCAAUAUUUGAUAUUGUUGUUGGUGAUUUAGUUCCACUGAAGAUUGGCGACCAGGUUCCUGCUGAUGGAAUUUUAAUUUCGGGGCAUUCUCUUGCGGUUGAUGAAUCAAGCCUGACAGGAGAAAGUAAAAUUGCGCAUAAGGAUCUCAAAACACCAUUUUUGAUGUCUGGAUGCAAAGUUGCUGAUGGUUAUGGGAUUAUGCUUGUGACUGCUGUGGGUAUUAAUACUGAAUGGGGAUUAUUGAUGGCAAGUAUAUCGGAAGACAGUGGUGAAGAAACUCCAUUGCAGGUGCGCUUGAAUGGUGUUGCUACUUUAAUUGGCAUAGUAGGUCUCUCUAUUGCAGCGUUGGUUCUUGUUGUCCUUAUAGUCAGAUUCUUCACUGGUCAUACAAAGAAUCCUAAUGGAAGCGUUCAAUUUGUCAAGGGGCACACAAGUGUGAAAGAUGCUAUAAAUGGAGCUGUUAAGAUUUUGACUGUUGCGGUGACUAUUGUUGUCGUUGCUGUACCUGAAGGUCUUCCAUUGGCUGUUACAUUGACUCUUGCCUACUCAAUGAGGAAGAUGAUGGCAGACAAGGCAUUGGUUCGGAGGCUAUCAGCUUGUGAAACAAUGGGAUCUGCCACUACCAUCUGCAGUGAUAAAACUGGAACUCUAACAUUGAAUCAGAUGACGGUUGUGGAAGCUUAUGUGGGUGGGAUAAAGCUAACUUCUCCGGAUGAUGGUCAAGAGUUACCCUCAUCAGUAUACUCUUUAUUGUAUGAAAGCAUUGCUCAGAAUACAACUGGCAAUGUGUAUGAGCCAGAGGAUGGUGGCCUUGUCGAAGUUACUGGCUCCCCUACUGAAAAGGCAAUACUUUCUUGGGCUGUUAAGCUGGGAAUGAAGUUUGAUGACACUAGGUCUAAAACAUCAAUUCUAAAUGUUGUACCUUUCAACUCAGAGAAGAAGCGUGGAGGUGUUGCUGUACAUGUGGCAGGCUCGGAAGUCCAUGUGCAUUGGAAGGGAGCAGCUGAAAUUGUCCUAGCUUCAUGCACAAGCUGGUUGGAUUCAAAUGGUGUGCCACAGGAAAUGACCCCAAAUCAGAUGGAUGCUUUUAAAAAGUCUAUUGAAGAUAUGGCGGAAGCUAGCCUUCGUUGUGUUGCUAUAGCAUAUAGGUUGUAUGAAAUGGAAUACGUACCCAAAGAAGAAGAGAGGGAUAGUUGGGCAUUACCUGAAAGUGAUUUGAUUCUGCUUGGUAUUGUAGGGAUAAAGGAUCCUUGUAGACCUGGAGUUAGAGAUGCUGUGGCUCUAUGCACUGAUGCUGGUGUCAAGGUCCGCAUGGUCACUGGAGAUAAUAUUCAGACAGCCAAAGCCAUUGCUUUUGAAUGCGGAAUCCUUCAUUCAGAUCAGGAAGCAACAGAGCCAACUAUAAUAGAAGGAAAAGUUUUCCGUGCUUAUUCUGAGAAAACAAGAGAAGAAAUUGCUGAAAAGAUAUCCGUAAUGGGAAGAUCUUCUCCCAACGACAAGCUAUUACUUGUCCAAGCACUGAGGAAAAAGGGUCAUGUGGUUGCCGUCACUGGAGAUGGCACUAAUGAUGCUCCUGCGUUGCAUGAGGCAGAUAUUGGACUUGCAAUGGGAAUUCAGGGCACUGAGGUUGCAAAAGAAAGCUCAGACAUUAUUAUUCUUGAUGAUAAUUUUGCAUCGGUUGUAAAGGUUGUUCGAUGGGGUCGAUCAGUUUAUGCAAAUAUUCAGAAAUUUAUCCAGUUCCAACUCACCGUAAAUGUUGCAGCGCUUGUGAUUAAUGUGGUUUCAGCUGUUUCAUCGGGUGAAGUUCCUCUGAAUGCUGUUGAGCUUUUGUGGGUUAACCUGAUCAUGGAUACACUUGGUGCACUUGCAUUAGCCACUGAACCACCAACAGACCACCUUAUGAAGAGACGCCCAGUUGGUCGGAGGGAUCCCCUUGUUACUAAUAUCAUGUGGAGAAACCUCAUUGUACAGGCUCUUUACCAAGUGACGAUACUCGUAAUCCUUAAUUUUGGUGGAAAAAGUCUUCUUCAUUUGAACAAUGAGACACGACAGCAUGCUGAUAAAGUAAAAAAUACCUUCAUCUUUAACACAUUCGUCUUUUGUCAGCUAUUCAAUGAGUUCAAUGCUCGGAAACCUGAUGAGAUGAAUGUCUUCAAGGGAGUUACAAAGAACCACCUUUUCAUGGGAAUAGUAGGGAUAACGCUAGUGCUUCAGAUUUUAAUCAUUGAAUUUCUGGGGAAGUUCUUUUCAACUGUUAGACUCAACUGGCAGCUGUGGUUGGUUUCCAUUGGAAUUGCAUUGUUGAGUUGGCCACUUGCUGUUGCUGGAAAGCUCAUUCCAGUUCCUAAAACCCCUCUUGGGGAGUAUUGCCGGCGAUGUCUUAGGAAACCAAGAAUAGAACGCCAAGGUGAUGGAUCUCGUCGGUCGUCGAGGUCUUAGUAGUAGAAAUCUAACUUGGUUUUAAUGCGUCAAAACUAAGUAUUUUACUAAUCUACGGAGCCUUGUUCCUGUAAUUACAAAAUGUGCUGACGUCUUAUUUUGUUUCAGCUAUCUAGAUUUCAUGAAUAUAUAUAUUUUGUAUAUUCCGCUUGUCAAGCUUGAUGAUCUAUAUUUCAAUUUCUAGGAUAUUAUUUUUUCUAAUAUCUACUAACCUGCUAAACUGUUGGCAAAUAUGUUUGGCCAUAUACUAUACAUGUUGCUUAUUAUUAUUUUAUUUUAAUAACUUG
Dendrobium catenatum is the source of this 3967-nucleotide messenger RNA. Its product is annotated as calcium-transporting ATPase 5, plasma membrane-type-like. Lineage: Eukaryota; Viridiplantae; Streptophyta; Magnoliopsida; Asparagales; Orchidaceae. Gene Ontology annotation, biological process: calcium ion transmembrane transport. The transcript is spliced from 35 exons. Bases 417 to 3680 code for a protein of 1087 amino acids. Gene Ontology annotation, molecular function: ATP hydrolysis activity; ATP binding; P-type calcium transporter activity. Gene Ontology annotation, cellular component: membrane; intracellular membrane-bounded organelle. The record is from RefSeq and is a predicted model, not a curated record.